AUGGCUACGCGCGUUAAUUUAACUCCGGCGCAGCGACCACCAGGAGCUGGGGAUAAAACUGCUUCCAAAGGUGCUACCCAUUAUGCAUUGAAGCAGGUUGUAGGGAAGGGUGCUUACGGUAUUGUGUAUCGAGCGAUCAACAGGCAUACCAGCAAGGAAGUGGCAAUCAAAGUUAUAGAGUACGAUCAGGACGAAGAAUUGAAUGAACACAUGCUGGAGAUUGAUCUUCUCAAGAAUUUGCGCCACAAAAACAUCGUUAAGUAUCAUGGUUUUAUCCAGAAAUCGCAUCAGCUAUUCAUUUUGCUAGAGUAUUGUGCGCACGGGUCGCUGCGUGACCUCGUCAAGCGCACGCCACUGGACGAGUCGCAGGCGAAACCCUAUAUUCGACAGACGCUGGAGGGACUGAAAUAUCUGCACGACCAAGGUGUGAUACACCGAGACAUAAAAGCUGCGAAUCUUUUACUCGAUUCUGAAUAUGUUGUCAAAUUAGCGGAUUUUGGGGUUUCCACGCGAGUCAAUUAUCUGCCCAUGACGUACGCUGGAUCUCCGAAUUGGAUGGCUCCCGAGGUCAUGGCAGGCAACGGAGCGUCGACCGUGAGCGACAUCUGGUCGCUUGGAGCGACUUUGGUAGAGCUUCUCACCGGUAAUCCGCCCUUCCACAAUCUGAUUAACGAAGCGGCCUGCUACGCGAUCGUACACGACACUUACAUACCGCCCCAAUCGUUUUCGCAGCAGUGUCAGGCAUUUCUGCGAACAUGUUUUAACAAAAAUCUUUUCAAGAGGCCGCCGGCACGCGAGCUGCUAGAUCAUGAGUGGCUUACAGAGUCGCGGCAUGCUGCAUUAGACCGCUUUAGAGAAGAUGACAAAAUCGCUGAUAAUUGGGAUAGAGAUUUUAUUGAGGUUGAGGUCUCCCCGACAAAAAAGCCUGACGUCUGCGAUGCAUCGUAUCAUUUGGAGCUGCUAAGCAGGGCCCAGUCCGACUGUGUACCGCAUCUGGUGUUCGCUGAAUGCGAUCUUCACAGCGUCAUCAUGUGUCUCGUCGAGCUAUGCAGUCGUGGCCAAACAAAAAAUGUGCGAGAACUUCUUCGAUAUGACAUGGAUUACAACAAAGCAGAGGGGAAGGAUUUGUUCAUCGCGUUAGGUGGGUUACCACAUCUCACUACGCACUCUGCGGUCACAGAGCCCAUCCUUGCCGACAUAUUUUUAGACGAUGCCAAAGAACUCAUCAAAUGCAACGUCUUGUCGAUUUGCAAACUACUUACCGAUCCUCGCCUGAUUCUUCACAUUGCUUCAUCUUACUCAGAGCUGAUUAGACAUAAUUAUUGGUGUCAAUGGUGUGCAGGUCUUCCAAAUUUGAUGACCGCCAUAGUGAGGGGAUUAAGGUCCCGGGAUCGCAUUGCCGAAGAUCUCCUUUUGAGGUUAUCUAGCUCUCCAGAAUAUCCAAUCGACAAGAAACUAAUCGAAGAACUGAUGAAGCUUCCGUUGGAUAACUCCAGGCUGAAAUAUAUCAUUUUCAAGAGCUUUAACAACAUUUUGCUUAGAAGAGAAGAAGACCGCAUAGAUUCAGCCGGCUCCUUCGAAUCAAGGCCUCCGCUGAUGAGUUUCAAGUCGUCUAGACCGCGCAGUGCAUCCUCUUUAAUUCUUCCACCUUUCUCAGCUCGAUCUCCAAUUUCUGAGGGCUUCUUGGAAUGGCUUUUUAACUUUAUUCCAGGUGAAGAUGACGAUUUGCAUUUGAUAAAAAAUUUCAUUGAGCUCUGCUUCAACGUUGCGCAUUUAAACACCCAAGCUAUCAGCGAGGUUGCCUCUCAUCGCUCUUUUUUGAAAUUGAUUAAACAGGUUCUGUCGGGGUUUCAUACCGAUUACCACAACAGAAAAUACAUCAAGUCAAUUUUACUCACCGCUGUUGAUCUUUGCGUAGAACUUUCUCAAGAGCUUGAUGAAGUAAGUUUGGCAGAUACGGUGCAGAUAGGACUUCAGUUUUCUGGGACAGCAGAGUUCGCCACGGGCGGAACCGAUAUACUAUUACAUUGCCUACAGUUUGCCAUGAGAGCAAGGUUUCCUGUUAUCGAGAAUGAUACUUCCAUGAUUAUCAGACCUCCACGCUCAAAAGAGAUACCAAUACCGAGAGCCAUUUUCUUGAAAUCUUUCUAUUCCGAAGAGGCCAAGUUUGGGAAUUAUAUCACCAAAAUCACGAAACUUUGCUCUUUGCCGCCAUGCAAGAGUUUGGCCUUGGAGAUAGUCUCUAACGCAGCCUUUAUGGAUAAGAUAAGGUCACUAUUUGAAGUUUACGGAAGCAGUUUAAUAAUACAAAUUGAUCUUCUCAAAUUUCUCAAGGUAAUUUUGACGCGGUAUACAAGCUCGAUUUCCAACAAAAAUCAAAGUACCCUGUCCACUGAAGAGAUUAUCAGAGGGGCUUUGAACCAGCCCCAUUCAGAACCAAAUAUAGACGUGAUUUCUCAAGUUGCUGCGUUUCUCCAAGAGAAUUGGACACCUGUUGAAGGCGACGUUCAUAAAGUGGGAGCCGAUUCCGUACUAAUCAAACAGCUUUGCGAAGACAUCAAGGCUUUAAAGGCGGUUAACAUCGGAACUAGCCGCCCUCCUGAUAAGGACGAAUUCACCAUUCCCAGAUUUAAUCCGAUAUAA
This is a messenger RNA of Lachancea mirantina, 2643 nucleotides long. NCBI's taxonomy places the organism in Eukaryota, Fungi, Ascomycota, Saccharomycetes, Saccharomycetales, Saccharomycetaceae. The record is from the annotation of a GenBank genome assembly.